Solanum dulcamara is the source of this 2597-nucleotide messenger RNA. RefSeq names its product dol-P-Man:Man(7)GlcNAc(2)-PP-Dol alpha-1,6-mannosyltransferase. Gene Ontology annotation, biological process: protein N-linked glycosylation. Gene Ontology annotation, molecular function: alpha-1,6-mannosyltransferase activity. The record is from RefSeq and is a predicted model, not a curated record. NCBI's taxonomy places the organism in Eukaryota, Viridiplantae, Streptophyta, Magnoliopsida, Solanales, Solanaceae. Gene Ontology annotation, cellular component: endoplasmic reticulum membrane. The transcript is spliced from 19 exons. Bases 777 to 2327 code for a protein of 516 amino acids.
GCUAUGCAUGAUAUUUUGUACCACAGGAAUCAGAUAGAGAAGUAUGAUCAUCUGGAGUUCCCUGGAGUUGUACCUCGCACAUUUGUCGGCAAGUUUUCUACUUCAGCUAAGCUUAUCGAGAGAUUGUAGUACUUAUUUUUACCAUGUGAGAUGAUUCAGCAGGGAUGCCCAAUUUGAAAUAGUUUAUCAAUAUGGAAAAAAAUUGUUCAUCUUGAAUUGAGAAAUUACUGCAAAAGAUUUUUAGCUUGUUGCUCACCACCAAUAUCAAAAUUUUCUAAUCAGAAAAGUAAGUAACACUUAUGCAGCCUGUUCAAGUCUUCCUAUCAGUCACACUUGUGCAAAUAUUGUGGGUGUGUUUUUCUUUUGAUGUCACACACUUGUGCAGAGAUUGUGCGUGUGUUUUCCUUUUGCUGUCACACACUUGUGGAGAUAUUGUGUGUGUUUGUUUUGACCUGGCAGAUCCCACCCCAAAACCCCCUCUCCCCAGGGGUCAACAGUGUGUUUUCCUACUAUUCUCUUCUUUGGUGACUCGAACUCUCAACCAUUUGGUUGCAAAUGGAAUGCUCUUGCUACUGAAGCAACCUCUCUAAUCAUUUAUGGAGAGUGUUCACAUCCUCCUACAUAAACGGCAAUCCUAGGACACUGCUUCUUCUGGAAGAGUGCUGCAUCAAGAAGUUGUCUAUAUCCGUUCAAUGCCUAUUUUGCGGAGGAAAUAGUGAUGUAUAAUUGAAUUAAGAGAGGGUUCCUCUAGUUUCUCAGCCUGUCCACCUCCAACAAUGAGACUGAAUGUUUUAGUCACCAAAAGGAAAAAUCCACUGUUGACCUGUCUGCAGAAGGGUUUUUGGGUGGAAUUGUGGAGACAAGAAACUGAUAUAAAAGGGUUACUCUUCUGGGAGAAGGCAAAAAGUUGGAGUGGAUCUCUCUGCUCACUAAUUAAAGACAUGCCAAUAAUCAUGGAAAACAGCUGCACUGACCCUGACCUUCUUGUGUGUGGGCUAGGGGCUCUUCUUGUAUCUAUUUUGGCAUCUCCAGUUGUUCUCCUAACGAAUUUGCUACACUUGCCAAAACUGUAUAGUCUCUAUGCAGUACGACUGGUAUUGGGUGGUAUCGUGCUGUCUACAUUACGAUUUUUUCGCAUUCAGAUCAAGAAGAAGUUUGGAUCUCAAGUUGAAGCAUUCUUUGUUAUCCUGACAGUAUCUCAGUUUCAUUUGCUGUUCUAUUGCACCCGUCCUCUUCCAAAUAUAUUGGCAUUUGCUUUAGUAAAUUUGGCAUAUGGCUUUUGGUUUAAGGGAAGUCUGUAUGCUGCGUUAAAUUGCAUGGUGUUUGCAACAUUAGUCUUCAGAUGCGACAUACUUCUGCUCAUUGCUCCUUUGGGUUUGGAGCUCUUGCUGACUAAAUCAGUUUCUUUCUGGAAAGCACUGACAUCCUGCUUAGCUGCUGCUUUCCUCUCCAUAGGCCUUACUGUUCUUGUCGAUUCAGUCAUUUGGAAAAGAUUGUUGUGGCCUGAAUUAGAAGUUUUCUGGUUCAACUCUGUUUUGAACAAGAGUUCUGAAUGGGGUACACAUCCUUUCCACUGGUACUUCACGUCAGCGCUUCCCCGUUCACUGCUUGCUGCAUACCCGCUUUUUUUGCUUGGGGUUUUACUGGACAGAAGGGUUUUCUUCUACAUCCUUCCAGUUCUCUCUUUUGUUCUACUGUACUCAAAGCUUCCGCACAAGGAGCUCCGCUUCAUAAUUAGUUCCAUUCCCGUCUUCAACUUUGCAGCAGCUGUUGCAGCUAGCAGACUGUAUAAUAACAGGAAAAAGAGUUUCUGGAAGUUUCUGUACAUUGCUAUGUUGGGAUUUAUACUUGGCAGUCUAGCCUGCACGGCAGUUUUUUUCAUGGCAUCGUACAAAAACUAUCCUAGUGGUUAUGCUCUAAAAGCUCUGCAUAGGAUACGUGGUGUGACAAAGAAUUCAGAUGAACUCAGGGUUCAUAUUGACACUUUUUCAGCGAUGAAUGGAAUAUCCAGAUUUUGUGAAUAUAAUUAUCCAUGGAGGUACUCUAAAGAAGAAAAUAUUUCUCUGGAAGACUUGAAGAUGAGAAAUUUCACAUUUCUUCUGAAUGAGAAUUCUUACAUCGAAGGAUUCAAAUGUCUGAUGAGUGUGGAUGGUUUUUCUCGGGUUCACGUAAGAACUGGUUUUCCUCCAAUAUCACUUGCAAAGGAACCAAAGGUGUUUAUUCAUGGAAACAUAAGAAACACAGAUAUCAUGAAUAGAGGCUGGCCAGGAUGCUCGGUUAUUCCUGAAGCAUACAUUACUAUGGAGGAAAAUUGUAACGAGGCAUAAUUUCUAGUCUUAUCACCGACCCCCUUUCGCGAAAACUGAAGGGGAAAAAUGUUAGGCUCAGACAUCAGCCGUGCUCGUGAUGUAGUGAAGCUGGAAAAUUUAGCUGGUUGCUGACAUUACAUCCUCUUUGCAGAAAGAUGUGUGUUUCUUCUUCUAGGUGGUCAGAACAAAAAAGUUGACAUGUUCAAAGCUUCAAUAUUUCUAUUUUGAGUAAAACUCGUCUUUAUUAUGAAUGCUGUGGAAAUUUUUGAUGGUUUCUGCUAUUUGUCA